Saimiri boliviensis boliviensis (Bolivian squirrel monkey) is the source of this 2081-nucleotide messenger RNA. NCBI's taxonomy places the organism in Eukaryota, Metazoa, Chordata, Mammalia, Primates, Cebidae. The record is from RefSeq and is a predicted model, not a curated record.
AGACCAGCUCCAGGUGCUGGGGCUUUCUCAGUGGCCUUGUCAGCUCACAGCAGACGUUCACGCCUCGAAUUGAGGAAACUGUGGCUGGACGGCUGUAAGGCAGUUCUGCUCCCCAUUGUCCUCUUGCUGACUGGGAGCUGCUGAGCCCGUGGACGGCAGAGUGUCUGGUGGGGUGGAGGGGCUGGCCUGGUCCCGCUGUCCUGUGGGGAUGUUGGGGCAAGUGGUCACCCUCACACUCCUCCUGCUCCUCAAGGGGUAUCAGGGCCAAGAAUGCCAAGUUCCACCUUACCAUAAGGUUGGCAUCUCAGGACAGCGUCUUCAGUUACAACCAAACAGUACACAGAUGAAGGUUGAAAAUGUUCAAUGGAAGAUGCGGCUGCCCUCACGUGAGGAAUUUAAUCAGAUAUUUAAGUGGGAGGAUGGCUCGACUUUCAAUGCUUCCAAUGAUAGAUUCCAUUUUGAAAUCGAGAGCCCGACUCUUCUCAUCAAGGCAGCUCAGCCACAGGACAGUGGCUUCUACUGCGUAGAGGCCACCUAUAUGAAUGGACAUGUUCAGAGAACCACGUUCCAGGUUUCUGUAUUUGAAUUCAGAUUUUGGCUUUUUUUGGUGAUCGCUGUGAUUCUAAGCACGCUAUUGCUUGGUACCCUUGCCUGCUUCUGUGUGUGGAGGAGAAAGACGAAGGGGAAGCCGUCAGAGACCAGUUCCAAGGAGUUUUUGACAAUUUAUGAAGAUGUCAAGGACCAGAAAACCAGGAGGAAUCAAGUGCAGGAUCAGACUUUUCUUGGAGAGGGAACCUCCAUCUACUCUAUGAUCCAGUCCCAGACUUCUACUUCCACAUCACAAGAACCUGCAUGUACAUUAUAUUCAUUAGUUCAGCCUUCCAGGAAGUCUGGAUCCAGGAAGAGGAGCCACAGCCCGUCCUUCAAUAGAACUGUGCGUGAAGAGAUUGGAGUGAGUCUACCUAAAGCUCGGAACCCUGCUCGAUUGAGCCGCAAAGAGCUGGAGAACUUUGACGUGUAUGCCUAGUUGCUGUGGCUAUUCUCACUUUUCUCAGCAUCUGCUUUGGGAAUUGGCACAGUGGAUGAUGGCACAGGAGUCUCUAUAGAACAGUUCCUAGGUUCCUAGUCUGGAGAGGAUAUGGAAAUUUGUUCUCAUUCUAUAUUUUGUUUUGAAAAUGAUGUCUAACAGCCAUUCUAAGAAUACCUUCCAAUAUACAGAUCAGACAUGAAUGGUGGAGGGGUUAGGUUGUUCACAAAAGGCCACAUUCCAAGUAUUUGUAGUCUAGGAAGUGCUAUGUAAGUGGUGUUAUUGGCAUUGAGAGUCCCUCCACCUGAUUUUCAGGCUGUUCCUUGUCUUCUUUUCUCCCCAAUCUGGAUUGACUGCAUUUCUAGACUUUCCCCAGGCCCAGGCCCAUCUUCCAAAGCAAGAGGAAGGUAAAAGAUAAUGGUGACUCUGCGGGAGAGGAAACAGCCCUCCUCUGACAGCCCGGACUGUCUGGCUGUAAGCUGGCUGGCAGGUUCUGCCUGGGGGCCAGGGCCUGGGCUUUACUCAGUUGCAGAGAAAAACCUUUCCCCGUGCAUCUCACACCUUUACUUCUGGCCAGCUGGAGUGGGCAGAAGGGGGUGAUGGUGCAAAGCAAGCCCAUCUCUGAGUAGAGAAAUCACCCAGAGCACAUGCGGACCUGGUAACGGUACUGAAACUAGCUUUGUCCAUGGUAUGAUGUUUGAUUUACAAAGACGCAUUGUUAGAAAUCUAUUUUGGCUUCUUCAUAGAAGUGGCUUCCCAGAGGAAGACUCCUCUCAGAACAUAUGUUCUAUUUAAGCUCUGAGUCCUCAUGAGUAGCAGCCCUCAGCAGGGCUUGUUUCUGCUCCUGGGGAGAUACACAGGUCCCAGCAUGCAAGUGAGUGGGAGGGAACAUGGAGAACGCAGCAAAGAGGAGAUAGAAAGAGCACUGGAGGAGUCGGGAGGAACAGCUCGGAGCCUUAUAGCUGACGAGCCUUCUGUAAGAGUUGCGUGAAUGAGUGAAUGACACAGAGGGGAGUGUUAACUACUUUGCUUGGUCUGUGAGCAUGGGUCAGUU